AUGUCCUUCUUCGGCUUUGAUACGACCCUCCCAAGGGAUCGUGCUCCGCAGGGUGACAGAAGGGGUAUUUUCGAUACGCCUGAUCCGUUCGCUGAGAUCGCUCGCGCUAGAGCAGCAGCGCACCACGACAAUGACGACGACGUUAUCGAUUUCGAGGAUACCUACGAUGGUUUAGGAGAACAGUUGGACGACGACCAGGAUGCCUUCAACAACGACACCUUUGGUGGCGGUCCUGAUACCGGCGCCGUUGGCAAGGACUUCGAUUUCUUUGGGAACACUGCGCAAAUUGCGGAUGUCAUUGGAGAGGAGCAGGUCCGAUACAAUCUCAAGCACCCCCAGGCUGCAGGCUCUGGCCCUGAGCCCGAGCUCCAGACCGUCGUUGCUCCCGCUGCCACCGUGGCACAAAAGCCAAGGCGCACCGGAUAUGAAAAGUAUUCGGACCCGGACUACAUUCCGGAUCUUCAGGCCAAGUCCAGCGUCUGGGGUCUAUCGAAGAAGGCGGAACCCGCCACUGUAGUCCAGCAGUCGAGGAAGAUGAUGAGCCUGGAGGAGGUGGAAGCGCAGCUCCGUAGCCACGGUAUCGCGCCGAUUCCGAACCAGCUCCCAGUCUCCAUGCCGCAGCCACUUGCUGAGCCGCCGAUUCCCCUCCAUCGGCUUCAGCAGGUCCCCGGACUUCCUGAGGGCUUUGCAAACCUGCCACCAGAGUAUCUACAGGCGCAGUUUGCUAAGGGUAUACCGCCUGCGCACUUGAUGCACCCGCAUUCGAUGGUUCCAGAGCCCUAUCCCCUACCGGCACAUGCCCCUAAUAUCCCGCUACAUCUUUUACAAAAUCCUAAUGCUCCUCCACCUCCGCACAUGCCCCCCGUCCAGCCUCCGGCGACGAUGCCUCCACGAGGCCAGCGACCACCACAACAGUCCCAACAGCCUCAACAACAACAACAACAACAGCAGCAGCAGCAGGCCCGGGGUAGCAAUGCUCAGCUGCCAUUGAUCACCAACCCACAACAGUUGAUGAAUCUGACAGAGGAGCAGCGUGUCGCCUACCUGAUGGAGGAUGCCAAGCGUGCAAAGAGAAAUCACAAGAUUUUCCUCUUGUCGAGGGGCAACGGACUGAUGACCCCCCAGGACAAGAACUUCAUCACGCGCAUCCAGUUGCAACAACUGGUGGCUGCGGCCGGAAAUGUUGCGGACAAUGAUUCCGAGUCCGUUCUUGCGGAAGAUUUCUAUUAUCAGGUCUACAGUCAGAUCCGAGGUGCACCCCGGCAACAUCCUCACCAGCCAUUAGGCCACUUUGCCCAGACCUAUCUCCUUCAGACCGGCAACCGCAUCGGAGGGCAUGGAUCCCGGAGGCAACCUCAGAGUGCGGACAAUCACAUGCAGCGGAUGCAACAACAAGUCCAGCGGGCGGUUGAGGCUGCCAAGGCUAAGCCAAAGAAUAAACAGUUGAUCAUCGAAGGUAGUUUGGGCAAGAUUUCGUUUGGUAAUGCUAAAGCUCCUAAGCCUAUGCUCAAUAUCAAGCGCCCCGAGAGCUCCGAAGGUGCCAAGACCACCAAGAAGCCACAGACAUAUUUGAGCCUCAGUGAUCGCAAAUCCAUUUUGACCAACAUCGAGAAUGUCUAUAAUACUCUCAUGGAAAUGGAGGAUAUGGAGCGUACCAUGCCUCCCCCACCAGAUGAGACCGAUCUCGAGGCUAUUCAGCAGCACCUGGAAUGGCGCCAGAAAGUCCGCGCGCUCAACCAGAAGCUGUGGCAGGAACUGAAAGUGAUGGAACCCAUUGUUCCCAGCUCCAACACCCCUCAUCCGUUCAUUGCAUUCCUCUCUUAUCCCAAGGGCAAGAAAGCUAUUCCCCGCAUCUUCCGCCACAUCGACCAGGAACAGCGAGUAACCAUCCUUACCAUGAUUGUUGUCCAUCUGGACUCUCUGGAUGUUGUGCGACAAGCGCUCCCUGUGCCCGGGGAGACUCAACCUCCUCUCGCCGUCCGGGAGGCGAUCGAUCUCUUCUCUCAGGCCGUGAUGCCCAGUCUUCUGGGCUACGUGAAUGAGGCCCCAUUCAACAUCAUUAUUGGACUACUGGGACUGGUGAUUGCGCAGACCCAUGUGCAAUUUAUUGCCAAGACCCGCAUUGGCCUGGGAGUCCUCACUAUGCUUUUGAGCCGCGCCGAAAUUGUCAAGGAAGCCGGUCAAGCGAGCGAGCGCGACUGGCAACAAUGGGUUGAGAAGUUUAACGUUCUCUUCGACACGCUGGAGCCUAUUUUUGGCGAUAUCUUCCCAAGCGCUAUCAACGCCGGUGAUGAUAUGUAUGUGUGGCAAUUUUUGGCCGCAACUGGAAUCGGGGCGAGUCCGGAACAGCAACAACGCCUUGUUAUCGCUGUCAAGGAUCGCGUUAUGGAGACGGUGGCAUAUAGCAAGACACUUCCGGCCGACAUGGCCAGCCAACGACUUGGAAAUGUCAACCUCUUCAUGCGGGCCAUUGGUCUUGACGUUGAGCUUCUUGGUUAA
Aspergillus ochraceoroseus IBT 24754 is the source of this 2499-nucleotide messenger RNA. Its product is annotated as deadenylation-dependent mRNA-decapping factor PAT1. Gene Ontology annotation, cellular component: P-body. The coding region runs from base 1 to 2499 and encodes 832 amino acids. Gene Ontology annotation, molecular function: RNA binding. Lineage: Eukaryota; Fungi; Ascomycota; Eurotiomycetes; Eurotiales; Aspergillaceae. The record is from RefSeq and is a predicted model, not a curated record. The transcript is spliced from 3 exons. Gene Ontology annotation, biological process: P-body assembly; deadenylation-dependent decapping of nuclear-transcribed mRNA.